Messenger RNA from Mercenaria mercenaria, 1019 nucleotides. RefSeq lists its product as uncharacterized. The transcript has 5 exons. Bases 129 to 476 code for a protein of 115 amino acids. Gene Ontology annotation, molecular function: protein binding. NCBI's taxonomy places the organism in Eukaryota, Metazoa, Mollusca, Bivalvia, Venerida, Veneridae. The record is from RefSeq and is a predicted model, not a curated record. Gene Ontology annotation, biological process: signal transduction.
GUCAAAGUAGGUUUUUUAGUAGGAAUUGAAUACUCUUCAAACAGGAGAUACUCUAUUACGGGUCCAAUUCCUUAAUUAAAAUUUGUGAUCAAUUUAAAUUGAGACCAGCUGGCUUCAUUUUUGACUAUAUGACAAUGGCAUCAUACCAUCCACAAGAUAUUCUUGCCAAGGUUCCUGAAGACAGACAACUUACUGUUAUCGCCAACAACAUCGGAAGCAACUGGGAAAUGCUGGCAGCUUACCUUUUUGUAGAUGGUUCAACUGUUGUAGUAGACCAGUUAGUAGGAGAACAUCAAAGAAGUUCAAUGCGUGUAUAUUAUUUACUUCUGAGAUGGAGAUCUGAAGCUGAAGAUGCAACACUACGAGCAUUGUUUGGUAAAAUGCAGAAAUGUGGGCCUUUGAAUGUUACUUGGGUCAAAAUAGCCAAAGAAUUAGGUGUUUCAGUGGAAGACAUUUUAGCAUGCAAAGAGAUGUAGAAAGUUUCGUCCACUACAGGUACUGGUGCAGUAGAUGGGAAAGUGUCUUCAAAAGAAAAUAUACAUAAAAAACUCUGGGGCACAUCUCGUUUGUUUUUUGUUUCAACAAAUUGUAAAUAAGUUUAUACGUAUCUGACAGUUUGCUCAGCAUACCUCAGUGUUUUUGAUCAAUAUUUCAAUCGUACCUUUUAAGUAUUCAUCUACAUAUCUUUUUAUAUCUUGGGGAACAAUUAUAUGUUCCUUUUGUUACUCUAUGAAAAUAUGUGACAAAAUCAUUUAUCUGCGAUAUCUUCAAUUAAUCUGAUCAAGCUAAUUCGUAUUCAUGCUCAUAAUCAAUAAUUAAUGAUAAAUAAUCAUGUUCUGUCUUUCUUGUUCUAUCAGUAUCAUGGACCACGGAAAUACGGGAUGUAACUUUUUGUCUUAUUCUAGGUACAUUGUAACAUUAUCUACAACUCAUACUCAUAUUUUAUAUAAUUUUAUGCAUCAUAAGCGUCCAGGCAUGUUACAUAUGAUAUACGUAAAUAAAUACGUAAAUAAAUAUGU